This is a messenger RNA of Sordaria macrospora k-hell, 2457 nucleotides long. RefSeq lists its product as uncharacterized. Gene Ontology annotation, biological process: chromosome condensation; regulation of DNA-templated transcription. Gene Ontology annotation, molecular function: zinc ion binding; structural constituent of chromatin; DNA binding. The record is from RefSeq and is a predicted model, not a curated record. NCBI's taxonomy places the organism in Eukaryota, Fungi, Ascomycota, Sordariomycetes, Sordariales, Sordariaceae.
AUGAGCGAACAAGGGAAUAGUUCCCCCCUCUCCUCCCCUCCCCCGUCGUCUCCUGGGGGCGUAACUGGUGACCGGGAUGGCACUCCUGUGCAGGUGACCAGUGCUUCUGGGCGGACGCCCUUGGAGGAACUGGCAGCCGAAGAUCUGGUUGUUGUAUCACCAAAUGUCGCCAAAGCAGCAGUCGGAAAGCCGGUAGCCAAAAAGGCACCAGCGAAACAGGUAGCCAAAAAGCCAGUAGACAAAAAGGCGGCUGUCAAAGAGCCGGCAAACGAGGAACCAGUACUUGAGGAACUAGAAGUUGAGGAACCAGUAGCCAAAAAGGCGACUGCCAAGAAGCCGGUAACCAAGAAGGCAGUAGUCAAAGAAUCAGCAGUCAAAGAGCCUGCAGUCGAGGAUCCAGCAGUCGAAGAACCAGUAGUCAAAAAGGCAGCAGCCAAGAAGCCGGUAGCCGAAAAGCCAGCAGUCAGAGAGUCAACAGCCGAAGAGCCAACAGUAGAAGACCCGGUAGUCGAUGAGCCCGCAGUCGAGGAACCAGCAAUUAAAAAGCCAGCAACCAAAAAGCCGACAGUCAAAAAGACAGCAGUCAAGAAGGCAACAGCAGCCAAAAGGUCAGCAGUCGAGAAACGAGCUGUCAAGGAGCCGGGGUUUCAAGGACCUGAAUCACCUGAAAGAGAACUAGCUACGCCGUUGGCGGCACCAAGCGCUUCUCCAGAAAACAAGUCAGGACUUCAACCAUCUAGUCACCUCAAACCUCGAGAACCAGAAAGGACAGGGUCUACAUCUUGGAAGGCAAUCAAUCUCCCACCACCAAAAGCACGAUCAGACGAAAAGCCAAAAGUUUCGACACGUGAAGGAGAAGAGGAAGAAGACGAAGAAGAAGAGGAAGAAGAAGCGCCUGUGCCAUCAGCAGAGCCAGAAGUUCCGGCACGUGAAGAAAAAGCGACAGCGUCAUCAGCUGAAAAGCCAGCAGUCGAGGGACCGGUAGUCAAAAGGUCGGCAGUCAAAAGGUCAGCAGUCAAAAAGCCAGCAACCAAAAACCGAUCUGUCAAGAAGCCAAAGGUUGAAGGACCUGGAGAACCUGAAAAAGAAGCGGCAGCGCCAUCAGCAGAGCCAUCAGCUGCACCAAGCUCCGUCUCCAACAAGAGAAAGCCAGAAACUUCGACACGUGAAGAAGAAGAAAAAGAAGACGAGGAAGCGGCUGCCCCAUCAGCUUCAUCAAGUCCCGUAUCCAAGAAGAGAAAGACAUUGCCUGCAUCAGUCAAUUCCAAUGAGGAUGUGGCUGGUUUACGCACCAAGCUGAAACUGACGAGGGGCGCGUGUACUCCUUGCCGUGACAACAAGCUUAAGUGCCUUAAAGAGAAGCCUAUCUGCUCGCGAUGUGCCGAAUCCGGUACGCAUUGCGUUUACGCUUUUGAACAGCCGCGGAAAGGAAUUUCAACAGCGACUCGUCCAGCAUUGUCUAAUAACGAGCAUGGGAGCGAGCCAAAAUCCCUGGGUCCGCCGAGUUCGCACGCCUAUUUUGCAGUACAGAACCUGGCAGUCGAUGGAGAAGUCAAUAUGCCGGAAAACGGAGCAGCAGCAGUUACUGAUCCAUCGAUCAAUGCAAAUUGGCAAACGCCAGAGGAAGCUGUUCCAAACGAUGGUGCACAGAAGUCAACAGGCACACAUCGUUCUGUAAGCAGUGACGUGCAACCGGAUACUGAGCCUAGGAAGCGUAAAGCAUCGGACCAGGCCAAACCUACCAGUGCCAAAAAGCCACGACAGGCUGGAGCAGUGCCCAGGAGAACAAACAUCGACAAAAAGUGGGAAGCACCUUUCGUCUAUACCGAUGAAUACUCCCCUCUCACCAAUGCUGAUCUCAGAGCCAUAUUGCUGCUCCCACAAGCAUGGGACGUGUUGACACCAGAGGAGAGGAAAGACAUUCUCGCCAAAUUCCCCGACGACGGCCAUAUCCUGAAUGCAGGGACGGAGGAUGCUCGACCGGAUCUUGUCUCUUUGCGCAACAAUGACCAUUUCAGAUAUGAUUGUGCUCGGUACCUUGAAAACAUUGAGCGGGGUCGGCAUGAUGAGCACUGGCUUCAGGAGGCAUGGGUCGCCCAUGAGAAGCACAAACGAGGCGACUAUGAUGAUUUUCUUAGAAAGGAGUUUGAGAACGAUUGGGCAACGAAGAUCCCAGAGGGGUUGCUCCAGAAAACCAAUCGGAAGAACGAGACAUUCGGGCGAGAUCCCGCUGAAACAACGUCCGGAGACAAUGCGAUGGCAAAUGGACAGCACAAAGCCCUUUCUGGACGCGCUAAGGGCGCUUCAGCGGUGCAAGACGUGUCUCCUGUCAAUUCAGCAUCUGUCGAUGCAAUCCAGGCGAAUGGAACUUCCAUACACAUCGCCGGGAGCACUUCCAACCCGAACGGAGCGCAGUAUACCGCAUUACGGUUCGAAAUACCACAAGAGGCCGAUUGA